AUGAGGACCAGAGGACGAGAACCAGGAGGACGAGGAGGAGACAGGGACGAGGAGGACAAGGACGAGGACCAGGAGGACGAGGACGAGGACCAGGAGGAUGAAGACCAUGAGGACAAGGACGAGGAGGACGAGGAGGAGGACGAGGAGGAGGACAACGAGGCCGAAGGCUCGGGGGGCGCCGGGCCGCAGCGAGAGCUGCUGCGGCAGGGCCUGCAGAACCUGGUGGUGGAGCACAACCUGCUGAAAAACCUGCGGUCCUGCGAGGCGGCCCCGCACCUGCCCCACCUCUACAACAUCUCCUACCGCUUCAACCGCAUCCUCAUCGUCAGCCGCCACGCUUUCGGCUACGCCCCCAGCCUCCGCGUCCUGCACCUCAACAUCAACAACAUCGCCGACCUGCAGAAGGACGCCCUCCAGGGCCUGCGCAACCUCACCGAGCUGCGGCUCGACAACAACCUCCUCACCGACCUCUACCAGAGCAGCUUCGCCGACCUGGGCCAGCUCCAGACGCUCAACCUCCGCAACAACCACGUCUCCGUCCUCUUCUCCCACGUCUUCAGCAACCUGAGCCAGCUCCAGACGCUGGACCUGGGGGGCAACAACAUCCGGCACUUGACGGGCAAGUCCUUCCAGGGGCUGUGCCGCCUCCGUAAGCUCUACCUGGACGGCAACCACAUCCAGGAGAUCAGCAGCGACAUUUUCCACCCGGUGCAGGCCACCUUGGAGGUGCUGGAUCUGAAGGGCAACAACCUGCAGUACAUCACGAAGCAGCAAAGCCAGCAGCCCCCCUUCAUGUACCUGCACCAGCUCUACGACCUCAAGCUGCAGGCCCAGCAGCCCUACGGCCUCAAAAUCAUCCCCCACAAGUUCUUCCAGGGCCUCACGGCUCUGCGCACCCUCUUCCUGUCGCAGAACAAGCUGCUCUCCAUCCCCUCCGACGUCUUCGACGACCUGGCCCAGCUGCGGUACCUGACGCUGGCGGACAGCAGCAACGGGAUGCAGGACUUGCCGCCAGGCAUCUUCAAAAACCUCACCCGCCUGGAGACCUUGGACCUGGAGAACGUGGGGCUCCACUCCCUGACCCUGGAGGUCUUCGGCAACCUCAGCCGCCUGAAGACGCUGAAGCUGGCCAAGAACGAGCUGCAGACGGUCAACCAGAGCGUGGCCCAGCGGCUGGGCGCCCUGCGCUACUUGGACUUGCGCAAGUGUCCGCUGAGCUGCACCUGCGAGAACACCUGGUUCCAGACGUGGCUGAACAACAGCCGGGUGCAGGUGGUGUACCUCUACAACUACACCUGCGACUCGCGGCAGCCGCCGGCCUCACAGUUCGACACGCACGUCUGCUUCCUGGACGUGGGGCUCUACCUGUUCUCGGGCACGGCGCCGGCGCUGCUGCUCCUCAUGGUGCUGCCGCUGCUCUACCACCGGGCCUACUGGCGCCUCAAGUACCACUUCUACAUCCUCCGCAGCUGGGUGAACGAGCGCUGGCGGCGGCAGGAGGAGGAGCAGUACCAGUACGACAGCUUCAUCUCCUACAACUCGGCCGACGAGGGCUGGGUGCUGCAGGAGCUGGUGGCCAAGCUCGGGGCCCGGGUCUCCUUCCGCCUCUGCCUCCACCACCGCGACUUCAGGCCCGGGAAGAGCAUCAUCGACAACAUCGUGGACAGCAUCUACAACAGCCGCAAGACCAUCUGCGUCAUCAGCCGCAGCUACCUGCAGAGCGAGUGGUGCUCCCUGGAGAUCCAGCUGGCCAGCUACCGCCUCUUCGACGAGCUCAAGGACGUGCUGAUCCUCGUCUUCCUGGAGGCCAUCCCCAACGCGGAGCUCUCCGCCUACCACCGCAUGCGGAAGGUGAUGCUCAAGAAGACCUACCUCAGCUGGUCUCCGCAGCCCGAGGCCCAGAAGCUCUUCUGGACCAAGCUUAAAAAGGCCCUGAAAAGCAACUACACGGAGGAAGAACACUUUGAGGAGGAAGACAAGCUGCUGUAGGCGGCAGAGGCAGCCCAAAGCCUUCCUCCUCCUCCUCCUCCUCACUCUGCAGCC
This is a messenger RNA of Struthio camelus australis, 2043 nucleotides long. The record is from RefSeq and is a predicted model, not a curated record. NCBI's taxonomy places the organism in Eukaryota, Metazoa, Chordata, Aves, Struthioniformes, Struthionidae.